AUGGAUCCCCGUUACUUGCUUCCAUUAGUGAGCCUUCUGCUGCCUCUGUGCAUAUCCGACACUGACAUGAGCAACCACUUUGUUAUGGAGCCUUACGAUUUCCUCUUCGACACUGCGGUGGAAGCCUACUAUAAGGGAGACUGGCUGACGGUUAUCCUGAACAUGGAGAAAGCGCUCAGGAACAAAGCUACGAUCCGUAAGGUGAAGGCUGAGUGCCGGCUCAGUUGCGCCAACAACACCGCUUUCGGCGAGCCUCUGGUCGGCUUGGGAGUUCCUAUACCCGGGGCCGGAUCUGUGGAGGAUCUGGGCUUUUUCCAGAAAAUCCUGAUACGGGCAGAUUGUGUGAAGUCCUGUGAAAUUGAGAAACUUGGUACACCAACUAUGCAUCUAGUGUCUGAAGAAGUGGAGCUGGAGUUUAAGAAGAGGAGUCCUUAUAAUUACUUACAAGUGGCCUACUUUAAGAUAAAUAAACUGGACAAGGCAGUGUCAGCAGCCCACACGUUCUUCCAGGCCAACCCAGAACACAUGGAGAUGAAACAGAACCUGGACUACUACAGGAUGAUGGCGGGAGUGAAGGAGGAAGACUUCAAAGAUUUGGAGGCCAGGCCACAUAUGGCUGAGUUCCUGCUGGGGAAGAGUUAUUACAGCGACGACUCUUUCGGUCUGGCGGCUGACCACUUCGAAGUGGCUUUGGAUGAGUUCUUCAUAGCCAAUAAGGAGUGCCGAGCGCUGUGCGAGGGAGCCUACAACUACGACGGGUACAAUUACAUGGAGUACAGCGCCGACCUGUUCCAGACCAUGACAGACCACUACAUGCAGGUGCUGAACUGUAAGCAGCUCUGCUCUGUGGAGCUGGCGUCGACCGCUGGAAGACCCAAGCCCUUUGAGGACUUCCUCCCCUCUCACUUCAACUAUCUGCAGUUCUCCUACUACAACAGUGAGAAGUACGAGCGGGCCAUAGAGUGCGCCAAGACCUUCCUGUUGUUCCGCCCUAAUGAUCAAGUGAUGGGUCAGAACCUGGCGUACUAUUCUGCCGUGUUGGGGGAGGACAAAGCAGGAACCAUAUCAGCCAGACAGGUGGUGAAAGAGUACAUUCAGCAGUCCAUGCUGGAGAAAGAGCUGCUGUACUUUGGAUAUGAAGCCUUUGGAAUCACCUUUGUAGAUCCAGACACGUGGACGCCUGAAGAUAUCAUGCCUAAGAAACUGAGAGAGAAGCAGAAGGCCGAAAAAGAGGCGGCGGCGAGGAUCACAGAGGAAAUAGGAAACCUGAUGAAAGAAAUUGAAACCCUGGUUGAGGAGAAGAAGAAGGACUCGUCAGACUUGUCAAAGAUAAUUACGCCACCGGAAGGUGGCGCUCCGAUGCAUGACGGCAUCCAGGUGACCAUGACGUCCGCUCAGCUGAACGGCACUCAGCGGGUGCUGCUGGACGGGGUGAUCAGUGAUGACGAGUGCAGGGAGCUGCAACGCCUCUCCAAUGCUGCUGCUCUGAAAGGGGACGGCUACAGGGGGCGUCCUUCCCCCCACUCCCCCAGUGAGAUGUUCCAGGGAGUCACUGUCCUGAAGGCUGUCAAGCUGGGACAGGAAGGGAAGGUUCCACUGAAGAGCGCCCGUCUGUUCUUCGACCUGAGCGAGAAGGUGAAAAAGGCUGUGGAGUCCCACUUCAAUUUGGAGACUCCGCUCUACUUCUCCUACUCUCAUCUGGUCUGUCGAGCUGCCAUCGAUGAGAAGCAGGACCGUGAUGACCUGAGUCAUCCGGUUCACGUGGACAACUGUCUGCUGGUGUCUGAGCUUAACGAGUGCAUCAAGGAGCCUCCUGCAUACACACACAGAGACUACAGCGCCAUCCUUUACCUGAACGACGACUUCGAAGGAGGAGAUUUCAUUUUCACAGAGCUGGAUGCCAAAACUGUCACGGCUGAGGUGCGUCCGCAGUGUGGCCGUGUGGUCGGCUUCGGAGCGGGGAAAGAAAACCCUCACGGCGUCAAAGCCGUCACCAAGGGUCAGAGGUGUGCUGUGGCUCUAUGGUUCACCCUGGAUCCUGCUCACGAGGAAAAGGAAAGAAUCCAAGCUGAGGAUAUGCUAAAGAUGUUUUCCACCCCCGUGGAUGCAGAGUUUAUGAAAACAGACAGCUCAGACCCCCAGCCUGCAACGCCGGAGCCUCCCGCACAGGCCGACCAGGGGAAAGCAGAUAAUAAACAAGAUGAUAAACCAGCAGAGGAGAAGCAGGACGCGCCGGCUGAUACGAAGAAGGACAAAGUGGAGGCGAAAACAGCCAGCGGAGCAAAAACGACGACAGGCACUAAAGCCGCUAAAGCAAAAGCUGCUCCAAAAGCAAAGGCCAAAGCUGGAGAGCAAGCGAAAACCAAGACGGACAAAGCGAAACCUGCCUCUAAAAAAGACGGAAAGCAGACGGUCAAAACACAAGCCAAGCAGGUAGACAAAAAGGACGCAAAAGCAGCCGCGAAAAAGACGACGAAAGUAGCAGUCAAAAAGGAUUCCAAGCAAGUGAAAGACUCUCAGAGCGACAAGGUAGAGCUGUGAUCAGACAGCAUCUGUGACUCUCAAUAUGUGGUGUCUAUUUUCUAGAAUUUAUUACAAGAGGUUCUGUGUGGGUGGGCUGAAUGAAAGGAUAUGGUGCUAAAAUUUUCAUUGGUAAUCGAGGACAGAGUUAUUAUUUUUGAAAACUAAAAUGAGUGUAAAAAAAAUAACCAGGGACUGCUGUAAAACUCAAAUCCUCACUCAACUACUUCAAUUGUUGAGUUUCAUCUCAACCUGACUUUUCUUCAGCCAUUUUAUAAUAUUUGUGAUGUCAGUUGUGGAACUGGGCA
This is a messenger RNA of Scomber scombrus (Atlantic mackerel), 2828 nucleotides long. RefSeq names its product prolyl 3-hydroxylase 1 (gene p3h1). Gene Ontology annotation, molecular function: protein binding; L-ascorbic acid binding; procollagen-proline 3-dioxygenase activity. NCBI's taxonomy places the organism in Eukaryota, Metazoa, Chordata, Actinopteri, Scombriformes, Scombridae. Gene Ontology annotation, cellular component: endoplasmic reticulum. The coding region runs from base 1 to 2541 and encodes 846 amino acids. Gene Ontology annotation, biological process: collagen metabolic process. The record is from RefSeq and is a predicted model, not a curated record. The transcript is spliced from 15 exons.